Messenger RNA from Styela clava, 2682 nucleotides. Lineage: Eukaryota; Metazoa; Chordata; Ascidiacea; Stolidobranchia; Styelidae. The record is from RefSeq and is a predicted model, not a curated record.
UCCAUUUAGAUUUCAAUAGCUUAUAAAUAUUUUAAAUUUGCCUUCAAUUCAAUUCUAUUUAAUUCUGAUCAUCAAAUUGUAACAUGGAAUCAGCCGAAAGCAAGAAAGGUGAGCUGCAUUUUGAUGGUUGUCAAAUUGAAUAUGAAGAUGGCAAGUCUGAUUUUGCAUCUUACAGGAUACUAGAGGAAGCCCCAGGACUUCCAGAUAACUAUUUUGCUGUCACCCCAUGCUUGCAAUUUGGCAAAUUAAACAACAAAACAAUGUCAAUAAAAGUAAUGACACUAAAAACUCUAUGCAUAGCCAGAAAUAAUAAAGUAUGCACAGUACUGUUAAAAAAAAGUGCCAAUGGAAAAUGGCAAGAACAAAAAGAUAUACCGGUAGUAAAUCUGCCCAAUAGGCCAAAUGGAAACAUUAUCCUAAGUCCUCCGACUCCUCUCCAAGUUGGAAGCCGAAAAUCUUUCGUGUUUGUCAUCCCUGAAGAUCAUUUAGACAAAGUUAAAUUUGGAAUAUCGGGUAUGCUCUAUGCAAAAGGAAGCCUUACAGAUGGUAAUUUUGUUGCAAAAUUUUAUUUGCGACAUACUGAGUAUACCCAUUGCCAGAAAGAUGUUGAUCAGACAGAAGAUACACCCAUACUCCACAUUGGCCCACUAUACCUUAAACGGAAGAGCAGAGUUGAAGUCACUCUCGGCAGUGAAGACACAAAUGAAAGUCAAAGGAAUCCACACACGAAAAAAUCAAAAGUGACUCAUGAAAGUAAAGCCACUGUUGAUGUCAGCCAAAUAUUUGAAAAUGGAUACAUGAUAAGUAAUUUUGCACUGAAGGAACGAUCUUCUCGCAUCUGUCUAUAUAUCCAUGAAAGUGCUGAAAAUAUUCAUUUAUUGCGGCAGGUCAACUUUAACACACCUGCCAUUACAGAUAAUUCCAUGGUCAAAAAAAGGCCACAAAACGAUGAACCCAGAGAAAAACAGCCUGAAAUAGAAGUAGACGGUGUCAAAUACAAACUGCUCCGUAGUAACGACUUAUAUGUUGAGCCUUCACUGAUCGAAAAAGUAACAGCUAUUACUAAGUCUCAGCAAACAAUAAAAAAAGCGAAUGAGUUAUACGAAGGAUACAUGGACGAUAUGGUACGAUGCAAAGUUCAUGUGAAAUUGGUUAAACCAGAGAAAACCAAGAUCCAAAUUGGCAUGCCGGUUCAUAAAAAUGUUCUCAAGAUUACUGCAGCAAAUACUCUUCCAACUAACGACAAUAUAGGUUUCAUUGCAAUGGAGCACUUGGGAAAAGGAUUCAAACUUCUUUCUAAAUACAUAACAAGUAACUCAGAUGGGCCAUCAAUUUCAAAUGACUCAAGUGGGUCAGUGAUUUCAAAUAAGCUAGAUUUAAACGAACGAACGAAAAUCAUACUGCAGAUUAUACAGGCAUUUUCCCAUUUGGGAUGGGGAAAGAACGGAUAUGUUGAUGUACGGCUUUCUAAGAUUUAUUAUGGGAAAGGCCAAGUUAAAUUGCUUCCCCCCCAAGCUUCCAAAACAGUCGAAGAAACUGAUAUAGAAAAAAAUCUGACUGAAUUGAAAACAACUUGCGAACAAGUAAUUCAAAUUGCAAAUCAACCCAAUAGUAAACAAACAGGGUUUUGCCAUCUUUUUGGAACUAUAACAACUGAUGCAUCGCUACUGCCCUCUUGUGUCAGUGAACAUUUUUUCUUCUUUAACACCAGUAAACAAUGGCAAUUCAUACAAAACGCUUAUAGACAGUUCCAGCCUUACAAUGAAUUUUUAAGCUGGAAUUCCGAAAUAUGCAUGCAGGUGUUGGGUACGAGUGAUUGGACGAAAAUGUUCAAAAAAGAAAAGGAUGGGAUUUUAUAUUACACUGCCAAUAAUACAAAUGGCAAUGUGGGUUCAGUUUAUAUCGGAAAAUCCGGCAAAUCUUUGUUGUGUUUUUAUCGAAAUGUUUUCACCCAUCAUGGAGACAAAAAAAUAUUUGAUAUUCCAGAAUUGCGAGAUAAAGAUGUCUGUGAUUGGUACGGAGAGUUAGGUGUAGACAAUGAUGAUAAACUGUUAUUGAGACUCUCAAACAAAUUUCCAAAUUUUCUUGGAUAUAUCUACGAUAUAUAUCAUAAGUAGCAGCAUGUCUGAUCGCCUUUUGUAGCUUUUAUCUGAUCAUUGCUCUAUGACCUUGCUUUAAAAAAUUUUAGCCUACAAAGUUUCUUGCUUACAUGAAAUUGAUUGAUGUGAUUGAUUAAUGUGAUCACUUUUUCAAAUUUUUUACUUCACACAGUUAGGUUCAGCAUGAGAGAUUGAAAAAUAAUGCAAGAAUUCAAGCAAGCUUACCAAUUUUCAUAAUAACUGAAAUUAACCAUUUGUUUAUGUAGAUUUUUAAGUAAUGCUUCAAGAUGACUUUGUAAAUAAAAUUAAGUCCAAAUAUUAUAAAGUUCUGUUCUUUCUUUGGCUCUUUGAAUACUAUUGGAUUGCCUGACUAUUUGAGUUUAUCUGAGUACAAAUGUAUUUUUCGUAAAUGAUAUUAGAAAAUACAAUUAUGUAGCUUAAUUUUUUGAGUUUAAAUGACUAUUUAUCAUUUUUUUCAUUUCAAUAAAUGCAUAUUUUGGUACUCCAGAAGUAUUUGCACAAAGAUGGCGGACAACGGAACGCAGUAUGUGUACAAGUUUAAGGUUAGGCCAUAACACCAGGU